Molecule: messenger RNA, 2710 nt
Organism: Cutaneotrichosporon oleaginosum
Lineage: Eukaryota; Fungi; Basidiomycota; Tremellomycetes; Trichosporonales; Trichosporonaceae
Biological process (GO): nuclear-transcribed mRNA catabolic process, nonsense-mediated decay; mRNA export from nucleus
Cellular component (GO): nucleus; nuclear cap binding complex
Molecular function (GO): mRNA binding; RNA cap binding
Source: RefSeq, a predicted model, not a curated record
GGCGGAUACGGCGGAGGUGGCUACGGCGGUGGUCGUGGUCGUCGAAAUGACCGCGGACGCGGCCCGCGUGGCGGCGGCGGCGGGCGUACUGCCCCCGAGACGACGGCGGUGCGCAUGCGCAAGAUGAUCAUCAAGCAUGCCGACGACGAAGACUUCGAUGCCGUCGAGGAUGCGCCGCGCCUGGCCAAGGUCCUGCGCCGGGGGUGGCGCGAGGGCGGGCCCGGCAUCAUGGACGGGUUUCGCUACGGCGUCACGGAGAUGCCCUUCAAGCAGGCCCAUUACGCCACGCUCCUCUUGCACCUCACGUAUCGCGUUGAGGGCGAGGAGGAGGAGGCCGAAUGCGGGCGCGAGAUCCUCGAGGAGCUUGCGCGCUCGUUUCGCGCCAGCGUCGAGGCGCGCGAGUGGCUCAAUGCCCGUCUCUUGCUCCAGUUCCUCUCCCUCCUCGUACCUGCCGGCCUCGUGGAUGCGCGCUCGCUCGUAGACGCUUACAAGGGCCUUUUGAGUGUGUUGAACGAGGUUGGCGGCGGCGGCGAGCGCGCAGAGCGUGCCGUACGCGCGGUCGGAGAGGGCCUCAUCCGCUCCGCACACGCACUCGUGGGCACCUUCACCGAGGACAUCGAGGGCAUUGUCGACAGCAUCGAGAAGUUUGUUCUGGGCCGCGAUGACAAGCGCUCGUUCUUCAAGCCCCACGCGCAAUUCCUCCCCAGGGGCGUGGAGCCGAAGCCUUACGCGGACCCUCUCGAUGACCUCCUGAGCGCGCUCCGUGAACUGCGCGCCAGUGAGUGGCAGGCGCCAGCAGUCCUCCCCCGCCCAUCUGAGGAAGCCGUCAUCCCCGAGGGUGCCACUAUGCCCGAUCCCUACGCCAUCUCGCCCGUCUACAUGCCGCCUGAGAUGUACGACAUCGACGAGGAGAACCCGCAGGACUGCGAGGGGCGUACCGGCAACCUGGAGCUUUUCAGCGAGGGCGUUGUACCGCCGACCAACACCGUGCUCGGCUGGACGGUUCGCUCCCUUCUCCUCGACACGCUCAACAUCUUCGAGGUCAACAGAAAGGAGUGUGCUCGUUUCCUCCUCAACAUCCCCCGCUACCUUACGCCGGGCACUUUCAAGUCUGAGACCUCUGAGUCGACAUACUCGCUUGAGUCUUCUGUCGUCAGCACCAUUCUUUCGGCGCUAUGCACGCUGCCCCACACGCCGCACUGCCCGCUCUACUAUGGCUCGGUCAUCACCGAGCUUUGCAAGCUGAGCCCGUCGACCGUCGCGCCGCCAGUCGGCCGCGCGGUGCGUCGUCUCUUCACUCAGCUCGGUGACGACGGCCUUGACGUGGAAAUCGCUCGCCGCAUCGCAGACUGGUUUGCGAUCCAUUUGUCCAACUUCGGCUUCCAGUGGAUGUGGAAGGAGUGGAUUCCCGACCUCGAGCUCCCUGUUACCCACCCACGGCGCGCAUUCAUGCGUCGCGUCGUCGAGCAAGAGAUCCGUCUCGCGUACCACGACCGGAUUCUGCAGACCCUUCCCGAGCCCAUGCUCGCCAAGGAGGCCGAGGUCGUGCGCCCGGAGGCGCCAGACCCGGUUUGGCCUUACGAGUCGCUCGAACGUCUCGCCGAGGCUGAAUCUCUUUCCAAGAGCAUGACGAACAACGCGCCCUCGCACGAACGUCUCGCCGAGGCCGAUAGUCUUCUCAAGCUCAUGAAGAACAAGGCGCCCUCGCACGAGAUCAAGAACUACAUCACGGCUCUCCCUGAUGCAUUCACACGCGACGCUAAACCCAGCCUCAGGACAGAUGUCGUGGCCAUGGUCGCCUCGACAAUCCUCAAGCUAGGUGACCGUUCCUUCUCCCACUUCCUCAACGCGACUGAGCGCUACCUCGAAGUACUGCGCUUCAUUGGGAGCGAAGCGAGACUGCGCGCCGUCAUCCUUGGCGCCAUCGGAGACUUUUGGAAGCGCUCUUCCCAAAUGCGCCUCAUCACUAUUGACAAAUACCUGCAGUACGGUAUUCUCGAGCCAGUCGACGUCGUCGAGUGGGUUUUCUCGUGGGACCAGUGGCGCGACAGCAUGGCGGACGGAUGGACGGAGGGUACCCAUUGGGAGGUUCUGCGCAUGACGCUGGACAAGGUCGUGGGACGGGUGGUGCGUGAGCGGCGCCGUCUCCGGGCCGUCGACAAGGCGGACGAGGUAGCGCGCGCCCGGCGCGCCGCCGAGCGCCUGGAACGCGGCGAAGGCGUGGGCAUGGAUGACGAGGAGGACGACGCGCCGCGCUCGCGCGAGGCCGCCGAAGUCCAGGCUAACCUGGAUGCAGUGACCGCGCGUCUCGGGGACGUCUUCGAGAGCGUUGUGGACGGCUUCAUCCGCAUCUUCUCCCCCUCGCACCGCAGCCAAGAAGGCAUCUAUGCCGUCCUCGCCUUCGUGGAGGAAGGAUCUGCAGACGAAGGCUUCGAAGGAGGGUGGCCGAUGCGCGCGCGCUGGGGGUGGUGGCGCGAGUUCCUGCGACGCUACAGGCAGUAUCUCGAGCCUCUGGCUGACAAGAUGGAGGCCGAAUGGGAGUGGCUUGCCCACCCCCGGUCAGAAGAGGAUGCUCCGGAGAAAUUUGAGGAGCGUCAGACUCUAGAGAUCUCUCGUGCAUGGAUGGAGGCGCUGGGCCGCGAAGUACGUAAACCGGCAGGAAGCCGAGAGUCAUCCGCAGUAGCGUAGUUCGAUGCACCAUUUAUGCUUC